CUUCGGAUAGAAAACCAGAAAAAAACUGAGCCACAAUGAUGAUGGUGAUGAUCCUAACCGUUGGCGAGGAAUGAGAGACCUUGUCAUCGUCUUUGGCUCCUCCUCCGCCAUUACCAAUCCUCACCACCACCACCGUCGCUGUUACGCCACCGCACCAGAAUCGAACCGUAAAACUAAACCGAGUCCUUCUCUCACCAAGCUACUUCCCUCACUACCGCAGCAACACUCAGCUUCUUCUCCUGCUCCAGUUUCCGCGACUCAUUCUCUCUCUAGCCACUUCUCUAACGUCGUUAGAUGGAUUCCUGAUGGCUCGUUGGAGUAUUACGCUGAUUUCGCCUCGAAGCUCGCUGAGGACGGCCGAAUUGAGGACGUCGCUCUCAUCGCCGAGACUUUGGCUUCAGAGUCCGGAGCUAAUGUGGCGCGUUUUGCUUCCAUGGUUGAUUUUGAUCUCUUAUCGAAAGCGAUUUCUUCGAAUCUUCGACAAGGUAAGAUUGAGAGCGUGGUUUAUACUUUGAAGAGGAUUGAGAAGGUAGGGAUUGCUCCAUUGGACCUUGUCGAUGAUUCGUCUGUGAAAUUAAUGAGGAAACAGUUUCGUGCAAUGGCUAACUCUGUGCAAGUAGAGAAAGCUAUUGAUCUACUGGAGAUACUCGCCGGUCUCAGAUUCAAAAUCAAAGAGCUGGUGGAUCCUUUUGAUGUUGUAAAGAGUUGUGUUGACAUUUCCAAUCCUCAGUUAGCUAUUAGAUACGCAUGUCUUUUGCCACAUACGGAGAUAUUGCUUUGUAGAAUUAUUCAUGGUUUCGGAAAGAAAGGAGAUAUGGUAUCUGUUAUGACAGCAUAUGAAGCCUGCAAACAGAUUCUAGAUACUCCUAACAUGUAUAUAUUCCGAACGAUGAUAGAUGUUUGUGGGCUGUGUGGUGAUUACGUUAAAUCGAGGUACAUAUAUGAGGAUCUUCUCAAAGAAAACAUUAAGCCAAAUAUUUAUGUUAUGAACAGCCUAAUGAAUGUUAAUUCCCAUGAUCUUGGGUACACACUAAAAGUAUACAAGAAUAUGCAGAUAUAGGAAUAGGUAUUGACUGACCUUCAAAUCUACAUGUCAUGGGCAGAAACUUGAUGUUACAGCUGACAUGACAUCCUACAACAUACUA
This is a messenger RNA of Camelina sativa (false flax), 1145 nucleotides long. Lineage: Eukaryota; Viridiplantae; Streptophyta; Magnoliopsida; Brassicales; Brassicaceae. The record is from RefSeq and is a predicted model, not a curated record.